Molecule: messenger RNA, 1071 nt
Organism: Auanema sp. JU1783
Lineage: Eukaryota; Metazoa; Nematoda; Chromadorea; Rhabditida; Rhabditidae
Source: the annotation of a GenBank genome assembly
AUGACUGAAACCAUAAACAUUGCGUCAUUGGCCAUCAUGUGCGAAGGCAAGGAUAUCAAGCCUUUUCCCCUCGAUCCAGCGCCUCCUCCCUAUUCUCCAAGAUGUGAAGAACUUCAGCGAAUGCGUGAUGAACUUGAUGCUGCUCGAAGAUGUCUAGCUGAAAAGGAUGAAAAAAUGUGUAAACUAAGUCGUAUCCAAGAUACAGUAGAUGCUGAGGUUCAGGAAUUGACAGAGAAACUGUUUCAGGAAGCAUACAAAAUGGUUAAUGUAGCUGAAGAGAAACGGGAAAGAGCUGAAAAACUGCUGGCCGAAUCUCGAUUACAGGUGGAUGUUCUCACAGCUGAAGUUGCCGCUCUGAAAGUUCUUGUGCAAGCACCCGGAAUGGGUAGAAACCAUUUUCAAAACACAUCUCCUGAACACAAAUCGGCUUUGGCCAAAUUGUUUUCUUCCAGUUCGAAUUCCUCAACAAAGAAAACAGCAUCAUCGUCGUCUACGACGUCAAAAAAAUCAAAUUCGCUGCCAUCCUCGUUACAAGAGAAUCGUGAGAAAGAGAGGGAUGCUGAACAAAAAGAAGCUGAUGCCGUAGAAGAAGUUGAUCCUAUUCUUUUUGGAGAAUUUGCUUCAUGGAGAGAUGCAGGACAUCCAGCUGCAAAUCAUCCAUUCGUUGACAGAAUUCAAUUGGAAGAAGUUGGUCCUUGCAUGGAAUUCAAGAACAAGCAGCUUUCCGAUGGAGUAUUAGAUUCGAUGGCUUCGAACAUGCUCGAAGUAGAGCCAGUAAAUGAAGAAAAACCAUCAGUGAAAACUUGUGCUCUCACCCAAGUUUCUAGAUUCUGUCCUUACCGAGUUAGGACAUCAUCCGAUUCAGAAUGGCACCAGAUAUCUUUAUUAGCGAGAAAUAGGUUGGCGGCAGUUUGUGAUUAUUUUACAUUUCUGCGAUAUCUUCAUCUCGGUUUAAUUAAAUCUGGAAUGCGUGAUUCUUACUUCGAUCUCAUAACUCUUCGGAAAAACAUGUCGCUUGCGAAGUUAGGUUUAGGAUUUGUUCCUAAAACAAACCUCCGUCCUUCAAUGUAA